AUGAACGCCUGCGUGACGACGCGCCGUGCCGCAGCAGCCGCAGCUCGCGCCCAGUGCUGCCGCCGCAGUGCGCACAUCGACAAUGGGCCUCGCAAGUCGCGCAUCGCGCCAAAGUCGAAAGCCAAGGCACCCGAGCCCACGAUGCCCUAUAAACCCAGAGCGUCGCAAGCCCGUCCUCGACCACCGCCCGGCGCGAAAUCACGAUCCCAACCACCACCGCAGGCCGACACCCUCCUGACCGUGUGGCGCGCGACAUGGCUUCCGCUCAGUGGCGCCGCCCUCGUCGCCGGCGCCCUCGGCUUCUACAUCUUCGGCACGGCCGCCGCGACCCUCCGAUCCUCCCCCUGCGCAUGCGAUGCCGACCACUCCGACGCGGCGCCCACCGGCCGCCCGCCCGCCCUCACGGGCGACAACGCCGAGCAGUUUGACAAGGAGCUCAACUGGCCCGAGUUCUGGAUGGGCAUCACGAGCCUCCGGCGGCGCCUCGCCGAGCACGCGCGCGGCGACGUGCUGGAGCUGGCCAUGGGCUCCGGGCGCAACCUCGAGUAUUAUGACUGGUCGCCCAUCACCAACGCGCUCGAAGCGGCCAAGGACGAGACCAAGGCCAAGAAGCUGCGACGCUCCUUCAAGGGCAUCACCUCGUUCACCGGCCUGGACAUCUCGGUCGACAUGCUCGACGUGGCGCGCCAAAAACUCACAAAGACGGUGCCGCCACUGAAAGACGCGGCGCCGAUUGUGCGCGCCUCGUCCAUGGCGGACCACACCGGCGGGCAGCUCGCCUUUCUCGACGGACGUCUGCGCCUCGUCCACUCGGACGCGCACCACGCGCUCCCCGCGGCUCGCACCUUUGCCACCCCCUCCACCACCACCGCCAACAACAAAAAAUACGACUCCAUCAUCCAGACGUUUGGCCUGUGCUCCGUGUCCGACCCCGUCGCCGUGCUCACCAACCUCGCCUCGGCUGUCAAGCCGGGCACGGGGCGCAUCGUGCUGCUCGAGCACGGCCGGGGCUUCUUCGGGCUCGUCAACGGCCUGCUGGACCGGAACGCCGGCAAGCACUUUGAAAAGUACGGGUGCUGGUGGAACCGCGACAUCGAGGCGCUCGUCGAGGAGGCGGCGCGCAAGACGCCCGGGCUGACGAUUGUCAGGGUCGAGAGGCCCAAGGUGCUGCAGAUGGGCACGCUGGUGUGGGUGGAACUCAAGGUGGAGGAGCAGACGCCGGCCGUGGCAAAGCAAUAG
Akanthomyces muscarius is the source of this 1239-nucleotide messenger RNA. RefSeq lists its product as uncharacterized. NCBI's taxonomy places the organism in Eukaryota, Fungi, Ascomycota, Sordariomycetes, Hypocreales, Cordycipitaceae. The record is from RefSeq and is a predicted model, not a curated record. Bases 1 to 1239 code for a protein of 412 amino acids. The transcript is spliced from 2 exons.